This is a messenger RNA of Adineta ricciae, 762 nucleotides long. Lineage: Eukaryota; Metazoa; Rotifera; Eurotatoria; Adinetida; Adinetidae. The record is from the annotation of a GenBank genome assembly.
AUGACUCGCCGAAAUCAGAAUAACUUAAAAAAGAAAAGACUUCAUCGUUCGUUUGCAUUGAAUACGAAUGCAUCAAUUGUUAAUCCAACAUCUCGUCUUGAAUCAAUGGCAAAUGUGAUGAUUGAAGAAUUGAGAGGAAUACAACGGAAUGAUUUAAAAGAAGAAUUACUGAAAACGUAUGCGACUAAGACAGUAGUAUCACCGAAUCAUUCAACGUUUUCGUCUUCAAAAAGAAACUUCGAAAAGCUGUUAUCGAAUUUACACACAUUCGAUCAUUACGUCAACACUCGGGAUGAAAAUAAGCAGGGACAACGUAAGCAUACAGAAAUCUCUCAGAACGAGUCUUCGCCAGUAAUAGUGCCAAAGUGCAAAACACGCCGAAAAAAACAUUCGAAUUUUGCAUCGUCAAUGAAUGAGAUGACCAGAACUAUAUGCACACGAAGCACGAAAUUGAAUAGUUCAAAUGAUCAGAAUAAUCCGAUCAUUUCAAGCCCAGUACGGAAACGGUCAUCAUCGUUAGCGGUGAAAGACGAUGACGUCAAAGAAACUUCAACUACUGAUAAGAAAAAACAUGUUUUAACAGAAAAGCUGACUGAGCAUUGUCAUCCGAAAGCCAUCGGUACCGAUAAUUCUAACUUUUCAUGCGAUUUAAUACUAAUUUUCCUAGGAGACGAUGUAUCCAGUGUGAAAGUAUCUCGUCGGAGACUACGAUCAGUCCUUCCAUCAUCAUCCGAACAUGCUAAACUAAGCAAUGACUUUUAA